AUGUCUGGACGCAUCCCAACAUCGAGCUCGGUCAUCGAGUCGGCCGUCAUUGAGGCGCCUUUCAGCAACGUUUGGCACUUGCUCAAGCUUCAGGACUUUGCCAAAUUUUACAAUGCUUUGGACAAGAGCGAGUGGGUCAAGGGCGCAUCGCCAGACACUGACAUUGUCAAAUGGAGCUUCAAGGAUGGAACCGUCCUCGAGGUGAAGCAGGAGGAGCACUCUACAAUCGACCACUACAUCACUUACAGUGUCAUUUCGUCCCAGCCCGCCAUUAGCUACUCAUCGGUCGUCAGCACAGUCAGGGCCUAUCCCAUUACUUCCGGCAGCCAGGCGGGCCACACCUUUGUCACCUGGAGCGGCAACUUCUCAAGUGACGCCGAUGCUGGUGUCAUUGAGGAUGCUAAAUUCAAGCGGCGCGAAGCCCUUGCGGAUCUCGCCAAGGCCGUCUCGAAGAAGUAA
Emericellopsis cladophorae is the source of this 459-nucleotide messenger RNA. RefSeq lists its product as uncharacterized. The coding region runs from base 1 to 459 and encodes 152 amino acids. The transcript has 3 exons. NCBI's taxonomy places the organism in Eukaryota, Fungi, Ascomycota, Sordariomycetes, Hypocreales, Bionectriaceae. The record is from RefSeq and is a predicted model, not a curated record.